CGGAUUCCCGUAAUAGUUUAGAUUCUUGAAGAAAAGCGUUCAUCUUUGUUGGAAUUCCUGAGGAAAGCUCAGAUGGGUUCGCUCUAAAUCGAUUGAAAGGCAAAGGGGUCUCGGAAUUUUGUGCAGUGCGGGAUUGAUAUGAACGGGGAAGGUUGUUCAACGAAAUGGUCAUGGGGAUUGAGGAGUAUGGUCAGAAGGAAACAGGUCGAUUCUGUUCAUCUGAGGAAAAAUGAUGGGAAUCAGCUUGCGAAGAAAUUAUCCGCCAUUGAUCUUGUUGCUAUUGGAGUGGGAACGACCAUAGGAGCUGGCGUGUAUAUUCUUGUCGGAACAGUUGCCAGAGAACACACUGGACCUGCUCUUGCUGUAUCAUUUUUUAUUGCUGGAAUAGCAGCGGCUCUUUCUGCAUGUUGUUAUGCUGAGCUUGCUUCUCGCUGUCCAUCCGCUGGGAGUGCUUAUCAUUAUGCAUAUGUAUGCCUAGGAGAGGGGGUUGCUUGGUUGGUUGGCUGGGCACUGGUGCUGGACUAUACCAUCGGUGGAUCAGCCAUUGCUCGUGGCAUAACUCCAAAUCUGGCAUCUUUUUUUGGAGGUUUGGACAAUCUUCCUGUGUUCUUAGCACGACAAACAAUACCUGGACUUGGUAUUGUGGUUGAUCCAUGUGCAGCAUCCCUGAUCAUUGUUGUCACAAUACUACUCUGCUUUGGAAUAAAGGAGAGUUCAUUAGCACAAGCAAUUAUAACAUCUGUGAAUGUUUGCACCUUGGUUUUCAUCAUAAUGGUCGGUGGAUAUUUAGCAUUCAAGACUGGGUGGGUUGGAUAUGACCUUCCAAACGGGUACUUUCCUUUUGGAUUAAACGGGAUUCUUGCAGGAUCUGCAGUAGUAUUCUUUUCAUAUAUUGGAUUUGAUACAGUAACCAGUACCGCAGAAGAGGUGAAAAAUCCUCAAAGGGAUCUUCCACUGGGAAUUGGGAUUGCGCUGCUGAUAUGCUGUGUGCUGUAUAUGCUCUUAUCAGUUGUUAUUGUUGGAUUAGUCCCAUACUAUGCAUUGAAUCCCGAUACUCCUAUCUCUUCUGCAUUUGGAGACAGUGGAAUGCAGUGGGCAGCGUAUAUCUUAACCACUGGGGCAAUAACUGCUUUGUGUGCAAGUUUGUUGGGUUCGCUUCUUGCUCAGCCACGAAUCUUCAUGGCAAUGUCUAGGGAUGGAUUGUUGCCAGCUUUCUUUUCAGAAAUUAGCCCACGCACUCAAGUUCCAGUAAAAAGCACAAUAACAAUUGGUGCCCUGGCCGCUGCUUUAGCAUUUUUAAUGGAUGUUUCACAGUUGUCUGAGAUGGUUAGUGUGGGAACUCUGAUGGCGUUCACUGCUGUAGCAGUCUGUGUAUUAGUACUCAGAUAUGUUCCACCAGAUGAGGUUCCUCUACUAUCUUCCUCCCAAUAUAGUAUCGAUUCCGAUGAUUGUAGAGUUGAAAACCAAGAUUUCCUUGCGGAUGAUGGUGUAGAAUCCUCUGAGUCUCCUUUACUUGAGGACAAAACAGCUCCAGAUGAAAAGAAUAAGGAGAAAAGACGUAAAAUUGCCACCUGGAGUAUAGCUCUUGUGUGUAUAGGUGUACUUGGCCUUACUUCAGCAGCUUCCGCUGAGCGUCUUCCCAGUUUCCCUCGGUUCACAAUAUGUGCUGUCGGUGCAGCCAUCUUGCUUUGCAGUUUGAUCAUUCUUGUCUACAUAGAUGAGGACGAUGCAAGGCAUAACUUCGGGCACACUGGAGGAUUUCUCUGCCCGUUUGUCCCGUACCUACCGGUUCUGUGCAUUCUGAUCAAUACUUACCUCAUUAUCAAUGUCGGGGCUGGAACAUGGAUCAGGGUCUUGAUAUGGCUGCUUAUUGGAGCCAUGAUCUAUCUGUUUUAUGGCAGGAAACAUAGCUUAUUGAGCAGUGCAGUUUAUGUUCCAGUGUCUUAUGUGGGAAACAUCUCUAUCUACAGAGACAACUGAUCAUCGGGCUUGAGAUGUCCAAAGCUUUGUUGUUCAUGUCAACAUCUAGAAGACCAAAGGUCAAAUUGGCACAAGUACACAAGCACAAUACUUUCGGGUUCGGGGAGUACAUAGACAUAUCUGUACAUUGUAGUGUAUUGUUCAAGUGAUGAUGUCAAAGAAGAUGCAAAUAUGUAAUCCAGCUUUUGUAACUUGCAAAAUAAAAAGCUGGGCUCUAUUUGUCAUUAACAAAUUAUACCUAAUUGGAAUAAACAGUGCUUCUUUUA
Molecule: messenger RNA, 2246 nt
Organism: Tarenaya hassleriana
Lineage: Eukaryota; Viridiplantae; Streptophyta; Magnoliopsida; Brassicales; Cleomaceae
Product: cationic amino acid transporter 4, vacuolar
Exons: 14
Coding region: 139-1980 (613 amino acids)
Biological process (GO): transmembrane transport; amino acid transport
Cellular component (GO): membrane
Molecular function (GO): amino acid transmembrane transporter activity
Source: RefSeq, a predicted model, not a curated record